Messenger RNA from Ogataea parapolymorpha DL-1, 1050 nucleotides. RefSeq names its product 2-dehydropantoate 2-reductase. Lineage: Eukaryota; Fungi; Ascomycota; Pichiomycetes; Pichiales; Pichiaceae. Bases 1 to 1050 code for a protein of 349 amino acids. Gene Ontology annotation, cellular component: cytoplasm. Gene Ontology annotation, molecular function: oxidoreductase activity. The record is from RefSeq and is a predicted model, not a curated record. The transcript has a single exon.
AUGACCAAAACUAAAGUUCUUCUGGUUGGCAGUGGAGCCCUUGGGAUCGUGGCCGCUUAUACACUAGAAUACAAUGGAUUUGCAGAGGUGACGGUGGUAGUUAGAUCCGGCUACAAAAAAGCCUCAACGGAGGGAUACAAAAUUGAGUCUGUGCAAUUUGGUAACAUUGACCAUUGGAAGCCGUCGAAGGUCGUAAGUUCAGUUCAUGAAGCUGUUGCCAACGGCGAAGAAUACGACUACAUAUUUGUAUCUGUUAAGAACUUACCAGACUCCCCAAAGCCUUGCGAAGAGAUCAUCGAGCUCGCAAUGAGGACCAAUCCAAAUACGGCCGUGAUAUUGUGCCAGAACGGUAUCGAUAUUGAGAAGCCAUUAAUAGAAAAAUACCCGGGUCAUGUGAUUCUGAGCUGUGUCUCGCUUAUAGGAUGCACGAAUAUCGACUGUGUGGUGAGCCAGAUGACACCAGACAACGUUCAGCUAGGUAUCUUUGAAAACCCGACCUUGAAAGACCGUGCCAGAGCUGAGCAGAUCUUGGACAAGUUCAUUUCCAUCUACCGGAUGAAGGACGGCAAGAACGUAGUCAAGAAAGACAUUAAUGUUAGACAAACUAGAUGGCAGAAGCUGCUGUAUAAUGCUUCGGUCAAUACUUCGACUGCCCUGACCAAUCUGGAUUGUAGCAGGGCAGCAAUGGCGGGUUGCAAAGAAACAGUAUGGAGACCAGUCAUGAGAGAAAUAUAUGCAAUCGCAAAGUCAGAUGGGUAUACACUUCCUCCAGAAUUGGAGGAAACCAUGCUGAACAUCUCCGAUGGUUUAUUCUAUACUCCGUCGAUGCUUGUCGACGUAAGACUGAAUAGAAUGAUAGAAGUGGAAACCAUCGUUGGAAAUCCGCUCAGGAUUGCGGAGAAGAACGGCAUUGACGCGCCCCACCUUUCAAUGAUCUACCAUCUUCUCAAGAUGGUCCAGUUCCGUAUCAAGGAACAACAGGGUCUUAUCACUGUCGAUGACUCUGUCAAGGAGUACAAAACGGCUGAUGAGUACGGCAAAGGCUUCUAA